Messenger RNA from Mus musculus (house mouse), 2627 nucleotides. RefSeq names its product neural proliferation, differentiation and control 1 (gene Npdc1). The transcript is spliced from 9 exons. Lineage: Eukaryota; Metazoa; Chordata; Mammalia; Rodentia; Muridae. Gene Ontology annotation, cellular component: membrane. The record is from RefSeq and is a predicted model, not a curated record. Bases 1577 to 2326 code for a protein of 249 amino acids.
CACUCCCGACACUUUUCUCUGGCCGCCGCGCCUCCAUCCCAUCCCGGAUCCAUUGCCGCAACGUCAGCGCCACCGCCUCCUCUUUUCCUCUUCCUCCUCCGCCCCUCUCGCUUCCCGGCUUCUCCAGUCGCAGUUCCCGGAGUGGGUACCGAGCCCGGGGCCGUGGGGUGCCAUGCUGCCCGGGUAGCGGCGCUGAAGCAUGGCGACGCCCGUCCCUCCGCCUUCCCCGCGGCACCUGCGGCUGCUACGGCUGCUGCUCUCCGGCCUCAUCCUGGGAGCGGCCCUGAAUGGUGCCACCGCCCGCCGCCCGGAUGCUACCACCUGUCCUGGAAGCCUGGAUUGUGCACUGAAGAGGCGGGCAAAAUGCCCACCAGGGGCACAUGCCUGUGGACCAUGCCUUCAGUCCUUCCAGGAAGACCAGCGAGGGUUCUGUGUGCCAAGGAAACACCUAUCUUCUGGUAUGGCAGAGUAUAGAAUUAAGGGAAAUGGAUGUGUGGCAUGUGUUUCCUUCCUCCCUCCCCUGCCCUAUGGCUCCAUACCUAAGGAUCCUAAAGCCCUGUGAUAGUGGCCACCCAUACCUCUGAGCAUCAUGGAAUGCUCAAAUCCAAGACCAGAGUGACAAGCCCCUCCAUCCUUUCAAGAUGGUGCUGAGGCAGUGUUGGACUAGGCUGAGCCCUAUGGCUGCUGGGUCCUCCAGGGUAAGGGAUGACCCCAGGAGGAGGCGGAGAGGUCAGACUGUUAGGCUUGGACCAUGAUAGAUCUCCCGAUGUCCUUCCAGCUAUCUACUCUUGCACCCUCUAGGCAACCUGCUCUUCUCUCUUGAUCACUUAUCCCGCCCCCUCACUCCCCACUCAGCAUGUUGGGAGGUGCCAGCCCCGUGGUGGUGGCCACUGUCCUUCAGUGUAUCCAGAUGCCUCUUCAGGAGUGAUGAGGGCUUUACCUGCGAGGUGCUGGGGAUGCGGCCAGCCAUGCUUCCUGGGAAGAAGGCUGAAGAUUGAGUCCCGUGUGGGAGCUUUUUAUUUGGGGCUUUGGUUUUUCAAGGCAGGGUUUCUCUGUGUAGCCCUGGGUAUCCUGGAACUCACUCUGUAGACCAGGCUGGCCUUGGAACUCACAGAGAUCCAUCUGUCUCUGCCUCCCAAAUACUGGGAUUAAAGGGCAUGUACCAUGCCACAGUGCGCUGAGCUUGGGAGCUUCUCUCUGGACUGUGGGGUAUUAAGGGAGAACCAGUCAGGGUCCACCCUACCCCCACCCCACCCCUGUAGGCAACUUCUUUUCUGAAGGCCUGGGAGUAGCCUAGAUGUUCAGGUGUGCUUUGGCAUUGUUCUAUCCCCUCAGGGUUUCCUUUCUUCUCUUAGGCAGAGAAGGUGCCUGGGGGUGGGAGAGGUUGGAUGGGUAGUGACUCCCAGUACUCUGGCCACCCCUCUGUGCACACUAGUUAGGAUGAGGAGUCCAUUCCUUUAUCUUCUUGUGGGUCUCUGCACACACCCUAGCCUUCCUCUCCACUUUUCUCCUCUUCCCUACCCCCUCCUUCCUCCUCCCCCACCUCUGAGUCAAAGAAGAUCCCUCAGUUGUCACCAUGGAAACCAAGAUAGUGAAACUUUGGAUGGGACCCUCCAUCUCCGGAGGCUGCUUGCUGCAGGAACUGGCACUGAAGGAGAAGGAGGCGGGGCACUCAAGGCUGACCGCACAGCCCUUGCUUGAGGCUGCGCAGAAGCUCCUGGAGCCUGCAGCUACCCUGGGAUUCUCACAGUGGGGUCAACGACUGGAGCCCGGGCUCCCCUCUACUCAUGGAACCUCUUCACCUAUACCCCAUACUUCCUUGAGUUCCCGAGCAUCCUCUGGACCUGUGCAGAUGUCCCCGCUGGAGCCCCAGGGAAGGCAUGGGAAUGGCCUCACCCUUGUGCUGAUCCUGGCUUUCUGCUUAGCAAGCUCAGCCGCCCUGGCUGUGGCAGCCCUCUGCUGGUGUAGGCUUCAGCGAGAGAUCCGCCUGACUCAGAAGGCUGACUAUGCUGCCACAGCUAAGGGGCCCACUUCACCUUCAACACCACGAAUCUCGCCUGGGGAUCAGCGGCUGGCACACAGUGCUGAGAUGUAUCAUUAUCAGCACCAGAGACAGCAGAUGCUGUGCCUGGAGCGGCAUAAGGAACCUCCAAAGGAACUAGAGUCAGCUUCCUCCGAUGAGGAAAAUGAAGAUGGCGACUUCACUGUGUAUGAAUGCCCAGGCCUGGCGCCAACAGGGGAGAUGGAGGUGCGCAACCCACUGUUUGACCAUUCCACGCUGUCAGCACCAGUGCCUGGUCCCCAUUCCUUGCCGCCGCUGCAGUGACUCCUAGGCCCACAUGCCUGCAGCCCACAGCCCACCAGUGGGGACGAGCGAGUCCUGGUGUUCCCCAUGGAAAAGAGCAGCAUUGUGACCCCCGCAUGCUUUUGGCAGGAGGGAGGCGCCACCCCUGGACUCCCUUGCCAGGGAGAUUCUCCGCCUUAUGUGGGAGAUCUAGCAUCUGCUUGCACAUUCUCUGUCUGGUAUGAACCCUCAAACUGGAGAUCCAAGUCCAGGAACCCUAGAGCCCAGGCAUGGAUAGAGAGUUUUGGAGACAAAAGCCAAUUAAAGUUUUUUUCAAACCUGU